Messenger RNA from Paramecium tetraurelia, 1260 nucleotides. RefSeq lists its product as uncharacterized. NCBI's taxonomy places the organism in Eukaryota, Ciliophora, Oligohymenophorea, Peniculida, Parameciidae. Gene Ontology annotation, molecular function: ATP hydrolysis activity; ATP binding. The record is from RefSeq and is a predicted model, not a curated record. The transcript is spliced from 6 exons.
AUGUGGAAUUCUAUAAAAUAAGCCAUAAAUGGUGAUAAAAAGCAAAAAAAUAAAUCCAGAUCCCCAUAAAAAAUCUAGAAAAUUCAAAAACAGGGUCCAUAGAUUUCUCAAAUAGAUCCAAAACUAUAAAUUCAAAAUGCUUAUAAAAUGAUUGAAUUAGGUAUGAAAUACUAUCAGAAUCAAUAAUAUUCUAUGGCUAAGGUUGUUUUGGUGAACAGUUCCCAAGUGUUGUUACCAGUGAUAAAAGAAAAAAAGUAAAACCAAGAAGACCAUGCCGCUGAAUAUUAAGAAUUAAUAAAAGCAAUUAAUACAGCGGAGAUUUGCACUUAGAAAAUUGACCAAAUUCAAAAAAACUUAGCUUCAUAAGAUCCUUAUUAUAAGUAAAUAAUAGAGACUGCAAUGAUCAGAAAAUGCGAUGUUUCGUUUGAUUAGAUUAUCGGCUUAGAAAGCAUUAAAAAUUAAUUGGAAGAAGUUAUUGUUUUGCCAAAUUUAAGACCUGAUAUUUUCACAGGAAUUCGAGCACCUCCAAAAGGUAUUUUAUUCUAUGGACCACCUGGAAAUGGAAAGACUUUAUUGGCAAAAGCAGUAGCUAACUAAAUUAAAUGUUGCUUUUUCAACGUUAGCGCUUCAACAUUAGUAUAAAAACAUCUUGGAGAAGGAGAAAAAUUGAUGAAGACCUUAUUUAAGGUAGCAUUUUUAUUUUAACCAGCAGUAAUAUUUAUUGAUGAAAUCGAUUCUAUUCUAUCAAGUAGAUCAAGUGAAGAGCAUGAAGCUAGUCGAAGAUUAAAAACUGAAUUCUUAGUUUCAUUUGAUGGAAUGCAAACCACUGAUUAGGAUAGGAUUUUUUUAAUAGCAGCUACUAAUAGACCCUAAGAUAUCGAUGGGGCGGUUCUUAGAAGAUUUGUAAUGAAUAAAAUUAAUUAGACUGUUAAAAUUUUAAUUGAUUAGCCUGAUUAAUAAGCAAGAUUGGGAUUAGUUAGAUCACUAAUGUCUAAAGUGAAUCAUUCUAUUUAAGAUCCAGCUUUAGAUAAAAUAUGUGAAAAAUUGGCUGGUUAUUCUGCCAGUGAUAUUAAGGCAGUAGUUAAAGAGGCUUGUAUGCAACCCUUAAGGGAGGAUAAAAAUGCCAUAGUUGCUAUGUCUGCAUAAAAUAUUAGGCCAGUUAGAAAAGAGGACUUUGAGUUCGCCAUAAAUAAGGUUAAGCCAUCGCUAAAUUAAAAGCAAUAUCAAGAAUAUAUUAGUUUUAAUAAGUCCGAAUAAUGA